AUGAGAGAGAUAAGAGAAGCAGAGACCCCAGACCAAAGAGCCGCACGUCUUGAAGCCAAUCGUGUAAGAAAUUCGCAAUCAAGAGCGAACGAAACGUCGCUAGAACGCGAAGCGCGACUCAGUAGUGUGCGUAAAAGGACUGCACUGGAAACACCUGAGCAGCGUCAGCAACAUCUGAAUAGCCAAAGGACGAGGAUGUCCGAGCUUAGAGAAACAGAAACAACAGAACAGCAGCUUUUUCGACGUGCGGACAAUAGAUACAGGAUGGCUUCGCGAAGAGGUGAAGAGACCCAGGAACAGCGCGCUGACAGAGUUGACAAAUCGGAGACGGAUGGCUGA
Messenger RNA from Cylicostephanus goldi, 339 nucleotides. Lineage: Eukaryota; Metazoa; Nematoda; Chromadorea; Rhabditida; Strongylidae. The record is from the annotation of a GenBank genome assembly.